Panicum hallii is the source of this 1663-nucleotide messenger RNA. Its product is annotated as elongation factor 1-alpha-like. Gene Ontology annotation, biological process: translational elongation; translation. Gene Ontology annotation, molecular function: translation elongation factor activity; GTPase activity; GTP binding. Bases 169 to 1512 code for a protein of 447 amino acids. The record is from RefSeq and is a predicted model, not a curated record. Lineage: Eukaryota; Viridiplantae; Streptophyta; Magnoliopsida; Poales; Poaceae. The transcript is spliced from 3 exons.
UGCGGCGUUCGUAGGCGCUACGAAAGCUUCGGCUGAGUUGCGCUAUAUAAACAGAGCCUCCCUCCCACCUCGAUGCAACCCCGCCCUGCCCUCACCUGUUGACUUGCACCAAUUGGCCUUGCUCAUCGUCAUCUCCACCCAUCUUGAGCUCCAGAGGCCUUUCUAGCCAUGGGUAAGGAGAAGGUUCACAUCAACAUCGUGGUCAUCGGCCAUGUCGACUCCGGCAAGUCCACGACCACGGGCCACCUCAUCUACAAGCUCGGAGGCAUCGACAAGCGCGUCAUCGAGAGGUUCGAGAAGGAGGCCGCCGAGAUGAACAAGAGGUCCUUCAAGUACGCCUGGGUCCUCGACAAGCUCAAGGCUGAGCGCGAGAGGGGCAUCACCAUCGACAUUGCCCUGUGGAAGUUCGAGACCACCAAGUACUACUGCACCGUGAUCGACGCUCCCGGACACCGUGACUUCAUCAAGAACAUGAUCACCGGGACCUCCCAGGCCGAUUGCGCCGUGCUCAUCAUCGACUCCACCACCGGUGGCUUUGAGGCUGGUAUCUCCAAGGACGGCCAGACCCGUGAGCACGCCCUCCUUGCCUUCACUCUUGGUGUCAGGCAGAUGAUCUGCUGCUGCAACAAGAUGGACGCCACCACCCCAAAGUACUCCAAGGCUCGGUACGACGAGAUCGUGAAGGAAGUGGGGUCCUACCUGAAGAAGGUGGGGUACAACCCGGACAAGAUCCCCUUCGUGCCCAUCUCUGGGUUUGAAGGUGACAACAUGAUCGAGAGGUCGACGAACCUGGACUGGUACAAGGGCCCGACCCUCCUCGAGGCGCUGGACCAGAUCAACGAGCCGAAGCGGCCGUCGGACAAGCCCCUGCGCCUUCCCCUGCAGGACGUGUACAAGAUCGGCGGCAUCGGCACCGUCCCGGUGGGCCGCGUGGAGACGGGCGUCCUGAAGCCCGGCAUGGUGGUCACCUUCGCGCCUACCGGCCUGACGACGGAGGUGAAGUCGGUGGAGAUGCACCACGAGUCGAUGCAGGAGGCGCUGCCGGGCGACAACGUGGGGUUCAACGUGAAGAACGUGGCGGUCAAGGACCUGAAGCGCGGCUACGUGGCGUCCAACUCCAAGGACGACCCCGCCAAGGAGGCCGCCAGCUUCACGGCGCAGGUGAUCAUCAUGAACCACCCGGGGCAGAUCGGCAACGGCUACGCGCCGGUGCUGGACUGCCACACGUCCCACAUCGCCGUCAAGUUCUCGGAGCUGCUGACCAAGAUCGACAGGCGCUCCGGCAAGGAGCUCGAGAGCGCCCCCAAGUUCCUCAAGAACGGCGACGCUGGGUUCGUGAAGAUGAUCCCGACCAAGCCCAUGGUGGUGGAGACGUUCUCGGAGUACCCGCCGCUGGGGCGGUUCGCUGUGCGCGACAUGAGGCAGACGGUGGCCGUCGGCGUGAUCAAGAGCGUGGAGAAGAAGGACCCGACGGGAGCCAAGGUCACCAAGGCUGCGGCGAAGAAGAAAUAAACGGUCGAUCCGUGGAUGUUACCCUUAUAACAUCAUAGCUAGUGGAGUAUUUUGGCUAGAAAGUUUACAUAAUCGUAUUGUCGGACAAGUUUGGUUGUUUUGGUCUCUCGCAGUGUUUAUUAUUACAGUAUGUGUCAGUUUCCAGAAUCAA